Molecule: messenger RNA, 348 nt
Organism: Staurois parvus
Lineage: Eukaryota; Metazoa; Chordata; Amphibia; Anura; Ranidae
Source: the annotation of a GenBank genome assembly
UCAUGCUGCUGCCAGGUCCAGAGUCUCUCAUGGGUCCCUGUACGGCCUCCCAUUGCUGCUGUCUCCAUCGCCACACUCUGCCAUGUGCCACUUUCAGGUCUCCUCACACUGCUGGUGUGUGUUCCAUUUUUUGUCAUAGGGUGCUGGCAGAUUACGGGCCUCCCAUAGCUGCUGCCAGGCCCCUAAUCUGCCAUGGGCCCCUAUACCGCCUCCUCAUGCUGCUGCCAAGUCCAGAGUCUCUCAUGGGUCCCUGUACGGCCUCCCAUUGCUGCUGUCUCCAUCGCCACACUCUGCCAUGUGCCACUUUCAGGUCUCCUCACACUGCUGGUGUGUAUUCCAUUUUUUGAC